This is a messenger RNA of Anguilla anguilla (European eel), 628 nucleotides long. RefSeq names its product sentan-like. Lineage: Eukaryota; Metazoa; Chordata; Actinopteri; Anguilliformes; Anguillidae. The transcript is spliced from 4 exons. Bases 28 to 447 code for a protein of 139 amino acids. Gene Ontology annotation, molecular function: transition metal ion binding. The record is from RefSeq and is a predicted model, not a curated record.
UUUGAGUCAACUGAAACUCAGUUCAAAAUGGGGGGAUCAGCCUUCAGCUCCGGGAAAAGAGACCAACCCAGGCCCAAAACGGACCCUAAUUUGACCUCAAAGAAAAUUCCAAAGAGUGUGCCGAUAUCCAAACAGCUUUCCUCCAUUAAAGCACUGGCCAGAGGCACUGACCUGGAGAAGGCCAUGGCGACAGCACUGCUGGUCUUUUAUAACUCAGCGGGACCAGAUGGCAGAGUCAGUAAAGGGGAUGUGAGAGAACUCUUAGUGACACAGUUUCAGACUUUCAUGCAGGGACAAGAGUCAAAGCCCAAAUACAAAGAGACCAUGGCAGACCUGAGGAAAGACGAGGACAAAAGAAUAGCAGUGGAAGACUUCAUGCUUUUCCUUCUCGGCCUGACAGUCUCUUCAGACCUCCUGACAGAAAUUCAGGGAGCAGGAAUGCAGUAAGGGGACCUCAGUACUCAUUGGUGCAUCUGAUGGCUAAGCUAGGAUGGGAGACAACAUUAUCUUCCGUAUUUCACAAAGGAUAAACCCAGCUCCCAUUGAAGGCCCCCUUUACCACUCCAGUACAAAGGUUGGUUCAUAGAGACUCUGGCAGAUCAUUAUAAUUAAGCCAUGGACACAUUUA